Messenger RNA from Paramormyrops kingsleyae, 816 nucleotides. The record is from RefSeq and is a predicted model, not a curated record. Lineage: Eukaryota; Metazoa; Chordata; Actinopteri; Osteoglossiformes; Mormyridae.
AAUGACGUUUUGGAACUAGCAAAAGAGUCGUUGGAUGAGAUGCGGAAGAAAUAAUCCUACUCACAAUAGCGAUUUAAGUGACUGAUAUGAUGCAGAAGGCACUCUUUGAUUUUCUUAAACACAAGUUUGAAGGCAGGAUAUCUAUCACUCGGGUGACAGCGGACAUCUCCCUGGCCAAACGCUCUGUGCUCAACAACCCCAGCAAGCACACCAUCAUCGAACGCUCAAGCACGCGCUCCAGCCUGGAUGUUUUGGCUGAGGUACAGAGUGAGAUCGAGCGCAUCUUUGAGCUGGCCCGCACACUGCAGCUAGUGGCCCUAGAUGCUGACACCAUCAACCACCCAUCCCAGCUGGCCAAGACCUCUCUGGCCCCCAUUGUGGUCUACAUCAAGAUCUCCUCCACCAAGGUACUGCUCACGCCUCCUCCCCCUUACCUACUGUAUAUGCAAUUCUGUAGGAGGUGGACAGGUGCCAAACACGAAAAGGCUCAGUGAUUGCAUCAUGCUAAAUGUUCUUACAGACUUACUGUUCUGAGAUGACAGUAAGCAAACCAAACCAUUUAUAGAGGCAAAGCGUACUUUAUUAAUGGUAAAAUCAUCUUUACUGAGUGCUAUUGACUUGAUCAGCUUUGGUGCACAUUAUUCCAAUGAGAAGCAUCCGAGAGUUUCUGAGAUUAGAAAGGAAAACAGCCUUUAUCCAAAAACGGAGCAAAUCUAAAAGCAAUACCCCGGUCCCCCAGCUAAAACCAUACCAAAAUAUACUACUAGCACCUCCUUCUACAGCAGUUAGAGAAAACAUUUGUUGUAAUGAAGUGAA